Messenger RNA from Bicyclus anynana (squinting bush brown), 1610 nucleotides. RefSeq lists its product as uncharacterized. Gene Ontology annotation, cellular component: cytoplasm. The coding region runs from base 542 to 1519 and encodes 325 amino acids. The record is from RefSeq and is a predicted model, not a curated record. The transcript has a single exon. Lineage: Eukaryota; Metazoa; Arthropoda; Insecta; Lepidoptera; Nymphalidae.
AUUAAUGAACUUUGAGGUUAUAUUGAAUAAACUAUUGUAUUUAGCUUAACCACACUCGUAAUAGGAAAUAUAUCAAAAAAACUAAUUUUAGGGAUAGAAUAAAGUUCUGACCAUUUUACCAUUACUGGUAGACAUUUCGAAAAAGAUUAAAAAACAAUAUUUUUUAAGUUGAUCUUAUUAGAAAUUAUUAGCUUUAUGUCCAUUAGGUUCAAAUUCAAAAUUAGAAAAAAAUAUUUCUUACUUAGACUUGUAAUAUUUUUUUAUUAAAAAUACUAUGACCAACUGCCCCGGACUUACCUCAAUAGAUACUUAAAAUAAAUAACAUUAGAUAAUAUUCAUAGUAGGUAUAUACAUAUAAGCUGUUAGCUUAUAUUAGUCUUUGAUGCAUGCAACAUGAACAAUGAUGCACUACAAUAACAACGAUUUGUAAAUAGCAGAUGUGUGGACGUCUAGUGCAUAAAAGAGUCAUGUCAAUGAUCAAUAGCUGCAGUAGAAAAUAGACCGCGUUCAAUUUAUCAAGACGAGAAGAAAUCACAUCAACAUGGCUCAUUCAAGUGAAAAGAAUACUGACAUCUGCUCAUCUGCAUUAAACCUCAUCGGAAAUACACCUCUAGUUGCAUUCGACCGAUUAUGGCCAGGACCCGGUAGAAUUCUGGCUAAAUGUGAAUUCAUGAAUCCCGGAGGAUCAGUCAAAGACCGGUCAUCGUUAUACAUGAUAAAUGCCGCCCGGGACGAGGGAAAAUUGAAACCAGGACACCCAGUCAUAGAAGUUACAUCGGGAAACCAGGGAUGUGGUCUCGCAGUAGUGUGUGCUGUUUUAGGUCAUCCGUUAACCGUCACGAUGCCGAAAGGAAACAGUGUGCAAAGAGCUAUACACAUGGAAGCGCUCGGCGCCAAUUGCAUCAGGGUACCUCAAGUUGAAGGUACGUAUGGUAACGUUACCCUGGCAGAUGCACUCGCUGCUGAAGCGGAAGCUGUUAGAAUAACUGAGGAAACAGGGGCGUACUAUACGAAUCAAUUCUGCAACAAAAUGAAUUCCGGUUCACAUUACUUGAGCACCGGUCCUGAGAUUUGGAGGCAGACUGGACAUCGUGUGGAUGCUUUCUUAGAUACAGUGGGUACAGCAGGUACUUUUGCGGGGACUGCGAAGUUUUUGAAGGUAGUACACCCAGAAGUAUUGUGUUAUGUAGUGGAGCCGGUUGGAUCAGAGCCUAUUAAAGGCGAAGCGAUUACGAAACCUUUACAUUUGUUGCAAGGUUCGGGAUAUGGACUGGUGCCUGAUUUAUUUGACUACGACCAUUUGGAUGGAACCUUUAGUAUUACAGAUGAGGAGGCUGUAGAAUAUAAGCAACUGAUUGGUGAGAAGGAAGGUUUGUUUGUGGGUUACACGAGCGGUGCAAACGUGGCUGCGGCUGUGAAGUUGUUGAAGUCAGGUGUGCUGCCUGAGGACGCUUGGGUUGUGACGUUACUCAACGACACUGGGUUGAAAUACACUCCUAUUCCUGAUGAUCUGAAAUAAGAUUACAUAAAGAAGGAUAACUUCUAUUAGUUGUCUUGGAAAUAUUGGUAUUUUAUAUAAUAAGCAUAAUAAAAACAUACCUUCUUAAUCA